Messenger RNA from Bathycoccus prasinos, 945 nucleotides. RefSeq lists its product with no specific name. The record is from RefSeq and is a predicted model, not a curated record. NCBI's taxonomy places the organism in Eukaryota, Viridiplantae, Chlorophyta, Mamiellophyceae, Mamiellales, Bathycoccaceae. The coding region runs from base 1 to 945 and encodes 314 amino acids. The transcript has a single exon.
AUGGGCCAUAAACUUACCGAGGAAGAAUUAUUCGCGUUCGAUUUGAGCGGGUUUAUUGUCGUCAAGAAUGUCUUUUCCGAGGCUGAGAUUGAGCGGAUGAACCAAGUGGUGGACAAACACGAACCGGAGAUGGUCGAGCGGAAAGGCCAGUUACGCUUAGGAGGGAAAAAAGGAAUGCCACUCGCCGGCGACGGAACAACCGGGAGGCAAGAUUUAGGCGGGAUGCUGGCCUGGCCGAAAGGCGAGAACGAGUUAUUCCGGAAGAUGUUGACGCAUCCAAAGUUAGUGCCGUAUUACAUCGCCUUGUGCGGCGAAGGGUACCGGAUGGACCAUUUACCGCUUUUGAUUCAACAGAAACGAAACUGCGAUGGGUUUGAUUUUCACGGCGGGAGGUUGAACCAAGACGGGAGUUGGAUACAAGGUUUGGCGUACGAGUUUGUGAAUGGAAGGCCGUAUUGUCACUUGUUAGCGGCGAGCGUGGCGUUGACGACGACCAAGACCGGAGAAGGCGGGUACGCGGUCUUGCCGGGAUCGCACAAGAGUAACGUGCCGGUACCGCCGGACGUGAUGAAGAUGUUGAAGCAAACGGAAAGCGUGAGAAAUCCAGAGAUUGAAAAAGGGGACGUUUUGUUGUUCACGGAGGCGUGCACGCACGGGACCAUUCCGUGGACUGGUGAAGGGAGAGACGGGAAGAGAAGAGCGGUGUUGUAUAGAUUCGCGCCGGCGAAUAUGGCGUACGGUCGAUCGUACUUGCCGGAGUGGCCAAAAGGAACCACGGACGGGAUGUCCGACGGGGAGAAAGCGGUGUUGCAACCACCGUUUAACCCAAGGUUAGACCGAAACUUGUUGUGCGACGAUGGCGAACAAACGACGACGUUUGUCCGCGCGGAUUUUAAGAAGGCGCACGACGCGAAGGUUUUCAACAACCCGGAAGGGUAUUUUUAG